Culex quinquefasciatus (southern house mosquito) is the source of this 950-nucleotide messenger RNA. RefSeq lists its product as uncharacterized. Bases 108 to 353 code for a protein of 81 amino acids. Gene Ontology annotation, biological process: negative regulation of retrograde protein transport, ER to cytosol; positive regulation of autophagy; negative regulation of VCP-NPL4-UFD1 AAA ATPase complex assembly. NCBI's taxonomy places the organism in Eukaryota, Metazoa, Arthropoda, Insecta, Diptera, Culicidae. The record is from RefSeq and is a predicted model, not a curated record. The transcript has 3 exons. Gene Ontology annotation, cellular component: endoplasmic reticulum membrane.
AAAGGCACUGCAACACGAUUCGAGUGCAGGUGCAAUCGUAUAAGUGCUCCGCGAAAAGAUUGAUUUAAUUUGGUUCCAACAUAGAAAAUAAUUACUUUUUCUUCGAGAUGGGGAUGUGCUCGUCGUGCUUCAAAGGAUCCACCGAGGAGUUGCUGCAGCCGAGCGCGGAAAUGCGCCGACAGCAGCAGCUGGAGGCCGCCGAGCGACGUCAGCAACAGAACGAAAACCGCGGCAUAAAAGAUCCGGAAAAGGUACGUCGAAUGCAGCAGCGAGCCCAGGAGACGGAACGUCGCGAACAGGAGGCGGCGCGGAUGGGUGGCGGCCAGCCCGUGCUGAAGUGGUCGCAAGAUUAAGAUCCAUUUACCAACGCUGUGGGCACGACGUCUCAGUUAACACUCGACCAAUGAACGAAGCGUUUGAAGUGCUUGAAUUGUUUCUGGUUUACCGGCUAAGUUUGUUUUGUUUUCCUCAACCUUUUGUUAUUUAGUUUUCAUCGCAUAUUAAUGCAAGGUUUUGUUGAAAGGAGUACACUCAAACCCCGGUGGUUGGUCACUUUUUCGUUUGACACUUUUUUAGUUUGUACCCCGUUGGUUGGUCAAAGUCAAACUAAAAAAUGAUGAACUGUCACUUUUUACACGGCGCUUACGCACACUAUCAAAACAAACGUUUGCUAGUGUGCGUGAACUCCGUGUAAAUGGGGUGUCAAACUAAAAAGUGACCCCGUUCGUUUGACAACAGUUGGUGUCAAACCAUCGGGGUUUGAGUGUAGGAGAACAUUUUUUCCACCAAAUGUUUUGCAGCGCAUUUUCAGCACCAUUAAAUCUAUUCAAUAUCAGCUUAUUUAUUUUGUAUGGAGAUAGUUCACUAGUGUUGAACUAAUUGUUUUUGAUGAAUGAAGGCAUUGUUUUCUUUGUAUGGGAAAAAUAUACUGAAUCUUUUGAUAAUCCAAU